UAACCCUAACCCUAACCCUAACCCUAACCCUAAAUUGCUUGUAUGUGGCAGUAUAUGAUAAUACGUGAAAUAUAAUCGGGUGGGACCGCACGUCCGGGAGUGAUAGAAACACCUGGGACCGCACGUCCGGGAGCGAUCUCAGUUGGGAGUCUCCAUCCCCUUACCAAAUGAUGCUGAUACUCGCAACAAAGUAUCCUCGCAACAUCAUCACCAAAAUAGAAAACAGGAAGUGACCGUCUCCCAUGAAUCUUAGCGACCAUGACAGAGCAACAAAGAUGAAUCUAACUGCGUGAAACAGACGGCUAGACUGCUGAAUGAAUGGCGGGGUAUUCUGGAUGAGAAGGAGGAUAAUGUUUUUGAUUAACAAACCAGUUGAGCCCCAGAAAACGCACAAACGCCAGGAAGGAAUUGUUUAAUCCGGGUCUUCACAAGAUGUCUGACCGUGUAGGUGAUGUUAUGCGACUGUGUUGUGAACUGUCUGCUAACCAGCAGAUGAAAACAGCAGUGAAGCACUCUGGGAAAGGUGCUGCAGCAGCUGGAGGACUGGCAUUCGCAGGGGGACUGAUAGGAGGUCCCCUUGGAAUAGCCGUGGGUGGGGCUGUUGGUGGGCUGCUGGGGUGCUGGAUGACCAGCGGCCAGUUCAAACCUCUACCUCAGGUCAUCAUGGAGAUGACCCCAGACCAGCAGCAGAAGCUGUAUGUGGACGUGGUGGCCAUCCUGGGCAGCAUCCAGUGGACUGAUGUGGCUCAGCUGACAGCACUGGUGAUGGGGAACGCCACACUGAAACACCAGGUGAUGGCUGCCUUAAUGGGAUAUGUGCACCGAGAGCUCCAGGCAGAGGUUCAAUAUGUGGACUGAGGAGACAAACUUGACUACUGAUACCAUGUGUACUGCAUACCAGGGGUGGAACUUUUUUUUCCCACCAGUCACUGUGGCAGGUAGAUUUAAAAAUCUACCAGUCACUAGCUAUUUUUACCACUCAAAGUGACUGGUGGGUUGAAAAAUUUACCCGUCAGCCCUGAAAUGUACCCGUCCUUGGCGGGUGGACGGGUGCUUAUUUCCAACCCUGCUGCAUAGGUGUGUUUGUUUGUUUGUUUGUUUGUUUUUUUUACUGCUGUGAAACUGAUUUGGGAAGACUGCUCUGAGUAACUUGUACAGUAUGUGCAGCUAAAUGGAUAAGGGAAAAUACCACUGGAAAGGAAGACAAUUUAAUGUGCCAAAAACUGUGGAUGCAGAGAUAUCCUCCAUCCUCCUCCAUGACUGAGGUACCCUGAGCAUGGUGCCGUCCCGCCGCACUGCUCCCGUUUGGGCGCCAUUGGGGGCUGCCCCCUUGCACGGGUGAGGCAUAAAUGCAAUUUUGUUGUGUGCAGUGUUCACUUGUGUGCUAUGGAGUGCUGUGUCACAAUGAUAAUGGGAGUUGGAGUUUCCCAGUUGGGCUUCACAUAUAAUAUGGACAUACCGGAAAGGACAAUUUACCAUAUUUGUUCACCUUGUGAUAUCACCAACAGGGCAGGUUCCUGUUAGUCACUCAGCUGUCAUUUCACAAAUCAAUGUUUAGAUAGACCCUCUUACAAUGUGUGCAAUAUCAACCAAACUUAAUCUUGAAAUGGAACGACCGGAAUUAUGAAAUUACAACUGCGCUGACUUUUGCUGUGUUGUGAUAUUAAAAAAAGUUGCCAAACUG
Molecule: messenger RNA, 1684 nt
Organism: Engraulis encrasicolus (European anchovy)
Lineage: Eukaryota; Metazoa; Chordata; Actinopteri; Clupeiformes; Engraulidae
Product: protein C19orf12 homolog
Exons: 3
Coding region: 433-858 (141 amino acids)
Source: RefSeq, a predicted model, not a curated record